This is a messenger RNA of Microplitis mediator, 2330 nucleotides long. RefSeq lists its product as uncharacterized. Gene Ontology annotation, molecular function: zinc ion binding. The transcript is spliced from 10 exons. The coding region runs from base 468 to 2228 and encodes 586 amino acids. The record is from RefSeq and is a predicted model, not a curated record. NCBI's taxonomy places the organism in Eukaryota, Metazoa, Arthropoda, Insecta, Hymenoptera, Braconidae.
AGUGUCCAGUGGUUCUGAUCUUGGUCGGGUUGAAAAAAAGUAAAUCGUAGCUCGCAGUCGCAGCGAACGUCAUUACGCGAUUGGCUGUUGGCAUCCAGUUGAUUGGUCUAGCCAUGGAAAUUGUCAGUGAUUAAGGUACUGAGAUAAAUUAACGUUCAUUUAUUAUCAUCUGUCAGUUGCUGUCAUAAGUUCUGUUUAUUAUUAUUUAUAAUAAUUAUUGAAGCGUCAUGCUGGCCAGUACAUCUGAUUGGUCGAGUACAUAUUGAGUGCAGGUGUACUGAAGGCUUGAUAUUUAUUUAUGACUCAAGUGUUGGUCUUUUUUCGAGUUGAGUGCUAGUGUCCUUAUCAUCAUUAUCAUCAUCAUAACACUGGGACGGGACUGGAAAUUGGGAUUGUCGUUAAAACUUAAUUGUGCAACGACGUCGAAACGUGAACUGCUGUGCAGUUCGUGGUUUCAUUGAAGUACAAUGGAUCAAAUGAUUGCACUGAGCACUCAAAAUCCACUGUCAUUGCUAAUGAAAUUCGGAAUGAUGGCUUGGAAUAGUACUUGCAAUGAUAAUUGUUCUGGCCAUGGAGAGUGUCAUAACGGUACUUGUUUAUGUGAGAUCCAAUUUGACGGGAGCGAUUGUCAUGUCCCGAACUCGAGUUACUACAUCGCAUUUGCUACGAUAUUUUUUAUACUUGCGUUUGUUUGUUUAACGCAACUGGUCAUGUGCAUUAUUGCUGAGUGGCAAAGAAUGAAAGCCCCGUCAUUUUUACGGGCUUGCAGAGUAACAACACAAAAAGUACUUUAUUUUAUCGUAUUUCUUGCCACUGCUGUUCGCGGCGCUUAUUUUACCUGUCCUGCUGCAUUUAAAGAGGGCUGGUCAAGAACACUGUCGUCAACUUACUACCCGCUAUUAUUAAGCGGAUCAUCUCUGAUUGUUUGUUUCUGGGCCGAAGUGUUCCAUGUUCCCGAUAUCCGCACCGACAAACCGCGAUUUUUAUCAAAAUCUUUCUUGGCAUUCGUUGUAUUCAACAUAAUAAACUAUUCAUUACUUCUCGCAGAGUUUAUUACCUCACAAUGGAAAUCGGAAGUGGAUCAGAGCUUUUAUACAAACGUAUUCAACGGUUGCUACGCCGUACUACUGUUCAUUGUCGUUGUCUUCUUUUUAAUCUACGGAGUCGAAGUUUUUUUCAAGAUUCGCGGUGGGUUCAUAACAAAAUACACCCAGGUGUCAAUAGCAACGAACGUCCGCACUCCGGGUGAUGAUAAAAAUACCGAAGAACCGAUAACAGCUAAACUAUUUGAACCGACGGCAUCGACAUCAUUGGAACCUAUCAAUGUAUCGCAACAUGUCAAUACUUCGCAAUUGAAUCAGUCACGUCUUGGAAUGUUGUCACAGGCAUUUAUGUUAUUUGUCAUUGUCGCAUUUUUAUUCAGCGAAACAUUGAGCGAAUUCUGGAAGACUAAGGUCCCAUUAGUGAGCCGUAAUUACCACGCAGUUGUCUUUCGUGUAAUAGAAGUAGGCGUAUCACUUUGGUUUCCUUGUGUACUUUGGAAUUGUAUGAGCCCGGAGCGACUGUGGAUACUGAACCCGAAGAGAAUAUUGAAACAUUUCGACAUAGAGCCGUCAAAGUAUCCGAGAGAAGUUGAACUCCAGGAAAAACGAUGCUCAGUUGAUUCAAAAUUACUGAAUGAGAGUGGAUCUGUUAGUGCUAGAGACUGCUGGAUUUGCUAUGACAGCGAGACACAGGAUGCUGGUCCAUUGAUUCAGCCGUGUCAGUGCAGAGGGGAUGUCAGUACUGUUCAUCAUGACUGCCUGCGUCGAUGGCUUGUUGAGAGCUCAAUGAAUGCAGACAGUUUAACGUGCAAAGUCUGCGGUAGCAAGUACAAUGUCGAACGUGCUACCAAACUGGAUUGGCAAAACAGCAUGACACCGCGUCGCUGGAUUAAAACGAUUGCUGCGGUGACAGCAAUGUGCGGAACAUUCGCUGCUGCUUGGAUACUUAUUCAAUUUGUUGAGAGUCCAAUAAUACGCAUGCUAGCUGCCGGUGCUACUUUAUUGGUAGCGUAUGUUGGCAUAAGAUUCCUGAGCCUCAAUACAGUGGUCGCUUAUCAACGUGCUAAAAUAUCAGCACUUAAUAUCGUAAGUUCUGAUAACGGUAAUUAUAAAACAGAACCGGUAAAUACCGUCAGCAAUACAGUAGCAUUAAAUUUGCCAAAAAUAGAUCCUGCUACAGUGUAAUUAAUAACCACAAGCACGUGAGUCCUUCUCCUGAUUGGUACAAACGUGUAGGAAAAAAAUACACAGAAAAAAAAAAGUUUUAACAAAAAUAACAAAAGCAAA